AUGCUCUGCCUCUCGCCGUGCUCGCCGCACCUGCACGUCCACCUCCCCCGCAGCGCGACGGCGCGACCCGCCGCCGCCUCGUGCAGGAGCGCGCGCGGCAUCGGCGUCACGCUAUGCUUCCGGAUGCCGACGACGCCGGAGGAGCGGCAGCAGAGGCGCCUGCUGGCCAAGUUCCAGGACUCCUCGGCCGCGCCGGCCUUCAAGCCGCCAGUGACCGCGCCCGCACGUCUGACGCCCGCUGCCGAACGGCGCGGGGCGCUGCGGGAGAUGCGCCGGGUGUGGUGGGUGUGCGGGGUCGGGUACUGCGUGCAGGGGUUCCGCUGCUUCCCGUGGCUGGCUCUCAACUUUCACCUCACGCGCGGUCUAGGUCUCAGCCCCGCCGGCCUGCAGCUCGUGCAGAACGCCGGGAGCAUCCCGCUCGUCGCCAAGCCGCUCUUCGGGGUCCUCUCGGAUGCCGUCUACAUCGGCCGCGCGCACCGCCUCCCCUACGUCUCCCUCGGAGCAAUGUGA
Molecule: messenger RNA, 510 nt
Organism: Miscanthus lutarioriparius
Lineage: Eukaryota; Viridiplantae; Streptophyta; Magnoliopsida; Poales; Poaceae
Source: the annotation of a GenBank genome assembly